This is a messenger RNA of Salvelinus namaycush (lake trout), 2949 nucleotides long. RefSeq names its product carnosine synthase 1-like. The record is from RefSeq and is a predicted model, not a curated record. NCBI's taxonomy places the organism in Eukaryota, Metazoa, Chordata, Actinopteri, Salmoniformes, Salmonidae. The transcript is spliced from 10 exons. Gene Ontology annotation, molecular function: metal ion binding; carnosine synthase activity; ATP hydrolysis activity. Gene Ontology annotation, biological process: carnosine biosynthetic process. Bases 1 to 2949 code for a protein of 982 amino acids.
AUGGUGUCAGAAGCGAGAGAACCAGGACCAAUCCUUGCCUACUACGACCCCAACAAAGAGCUCAGACUCCAAGUGGACGCGUCGAAGUAUGGACUAGGUGCAGUGCUACUGCAAGAAGGAAAGCCCAUCGGCUACGCUUCCAAAUCUCUCACAGACUGUGAAAUCAACUACGCUCAAAUUGAAAAGGAGCUCUACGCCAUUCUGUUCGGAUACCGACCCUGGCAGGUCGUGGCAACCGAUCUGUUCACCUGGAACAACGAGGACUACAUCGUAACAGUGGACUACUACAGCAGAUACUUCGAACUCGACAAGUUUCACAGCACCACAUCUGCAGCUGUGAUACACAAGCUGAAAGCAGCCUUUGCCAGCACCGUUGUCCCCAGCCUCCCCUCCUCUCCAGGGGGCUGUGCUACUGGGGGACCGAGGGCACGGUCCUCCAGACAGGAGGUGGCGCUGUUCCAGACCCUGCAGGAGGCUCUGAGGGAGAUCGACCUGCCUGAAACACAGGACCUGCCACAGGGUAUGAGUCACUCUGAGAUGUGCAUCUGUGUUUUGGGAUCCCCACUCCCCUACCUCUCUCUGCUGUUAGAGGCAGGCCAACGGAGCCCAGGAGAUGCUCUCCUGUGUCUCUGUCCAUCCUGGCUCUCUCGCUCCUCCUCCCUCCUGGUCCACAAGGCUGUCACCUUUGACCUGGGAGGGCGCACUUUCCUAUCCAACUUCAACCCGCCUCGCAAGGUCACCUACUUCCUGUCAUCUGACCCUUGGGCUAAGGAGGAAAUGACCCGAGAGACAGACUGCCCAAGCGGAGGUUCUGGAGCACUGGGUCAGUUCUGGGGGAAUGUUCUGACCACCAGGGUUCUGCUGCAGAAGGCCAAGAUCCACUGCCCCCCAACCCUGGCCCUUCUGUUACCACCGGGGCAGAUGAGGCUGGAGGAGGGCAGGACAGGAGGGGUGGAGGUGGUGCACCUGGAAAUGGGGGCGGAGGAAGGGAUGAACUCUGUCCGAAACAAGGUGGACAGUUUCCUGGAGUCUGAGAAUAUGAGGGGAUCAGAGAGGGUGGUGCUCAGGUGCAGUGGGGGGAGGUUCGUGGGCGAGGCAACCUCACCCCCUGUCUACCUGUCCAGGAACAGCAGGGAUGAGGUCUGGGCCAAGGUGAGUUAUCUCCUUCCCCAGCUCCUCCCUGGCGAGGCAGUGCUGCUGGAGGCCUACUGCUCCCCACUGAAGCCUGGGCCACGGGUAGAGGACCGCACCUGGGAACAGUACACCGACUGCAGGCCUCAGGUUCCAGACCUGUCCUUCAGACUGUGUGCCAUAGUAACUCGCUCACCUCUGGACCUGCCUCUCCUCUACAAGGUGAGAGUAAGAGAGACAGAGAACGAGAGAGAACGAGGCGUGGACCUCCUUUUCACCAUGGAUGGCUCCAUCAUCAGGCCUGUUAUUUUGGGCCUACAUCCCUCCCUCUGUCUUCACUCCUCCUUCCAAGAGCGAGGGAUGGGGAUGGAGGGAUGCGACAGUGGGAUAGAGGGGUGGAGUAGGGGCACCCUCCUCCUCACCCCCCUCACCCGCUCCCAGUACUACCUGAUGCAGGGGAAAACUGUGCUGGUGGUGGGAGCUGGAGGACACAGUAAGAGGUUCAUCUGGAAAACAGCCAAACAGUACAAACUCAAGAUCCUGCUCGUGGACAGUGACUCUGCCCACUUCGCCUCCCAGUUGGUCGACCACUUCCUCCCCCUGCCAGACCUCCCCGACCAUCGGCGUGACGACCAGCACUGCUCCCGCAUCUGUGAUUGGCUGUUGUCCUCCAGCCUCCGCCCUGACGGCUGCGUGUGCUUCUGGGACGAAUGCGUGGUGCUGACAUCGCUGGUCUGUGAUAGGCUGGGGCUUAGGGGGCCUCCCCCUGAGGCCAUCCGCAUUGCGAAGGAGAAGAGCCGCACCCACAGGCACCUCUUGGGCCCUCCUCUCCUCUCUCCCUCCCCAUCCUCCUAUGCUGUUCCCUGUAUCCACGUGGAGAGCACCCUGGAUCUGGAGAAGGCAGCCAGUGGGGGGGAGGGGGGGCCUGGUGGGGCCAGUGUGGGGGUGGUGAGAUUCCCAGCGGUGAUGAAGCUGGAGUACGGCGCGGGGGCGGUGGGCGUGAGGAAGGUAGGAUCUCUGGAGGAAAGUCUGGCACACUUUGAGAGGAUCGCCGGGGACCUCCGCGAGGAGACAGACUACCCCGGCAUCGGCCUGGGCUGGGGCAACGCCAUGAUCCUAAUGGAGUACGUGGGAGGCACCGAGCACGACGUGGACGUGGUCAUGUUCGACGGGAGACUGGAGGGCGCCUUCGUGUCCGACAACGGCCCCACGCGCACCCCGGCCUUCACCGAGACGGCCGCCCAGAUGCCCUCGGGGCUGGCGCCGGACAAGCGUGCUCAGCUGAUCCGCGCGGCACACCACGCAUGCCUGGGCUGUGGCCUGCGAGACGGCGUGUUCAACGUGGAGCUGAAGAUGACAGAAGUGGGCCCGAGGCUCAUCGAGAUCAACGCCCGCAUGGGCGGCUUCUACCUGUGCGACUGGAUCCGCCAGCUGUACGGCGUGGACCUCCUGAUGGCCGCCUUCAUGGUGUCCUGUGGGGUGCGUCCCUGCCUGCCCUCGGCCACAGCCCUCCCAGCCAGAGGCCACUUUGCUGGGGUGAUGGUGGUGGUGUCACGGCACCUCCAGGCCCUGAAGACGACAGCCAGCCCUGAGCGCCUGAGAGGGCUCCACCAGGAGGGUGCGUUGUGGCUGAACGAGCUGGCAGAGGAGGAUGAACUGAUCUCUGGUGAGUACGAGGAGCCCUUCUGUAAUGUCGGGGUGAGAGAUGCCCACAAUGCCACCAACGCUCGCCAGCGCCUCCUCGCCCUCUGCCAAGGGCUGGGCCUGCACUGUCCUCCACGCUACGACCUGGGCUACUUCCUGUCCCAUUUCAACUAG